AUGCCUCGUGCAGUACGAGAUUUACUUCAAAACGAUGUUUCAUACGACGAACCUGAUCGGAUGCCCGAUAAAAUAACCAUAACAAACUUGGACAUUCUAUUGUAUACUUUUGCGAUUGUUGGCCAUUUCGUCGACCUGGGGCUGGAUAUAAAUGUUGCUAUAAGAUAUUUCUUUGCUAAAAAGAUGAUGGAGUUUGGUUGGACCAUUGCUUUUAUACUUCUACCAGCGUUUGUAAACACUGCAGUAUCUAUAAGGAUGUAUUCACAGGAUAAACAGCAGGAUUCUGUUUCCAACGAGUUUACUAAGAGACGUUGUUUGCGUGUAAUUAUUUUGGUGCUGCAACUGGCACCUAUCCUGCGAUUUACUGAUGCGUUAAUUUCACCAGCUGUUGUCGAUGUGUUCGUCUCUGGUCGGUAUGAGCUGGUGCCUGGCAGCGUACCAGCGCGCGGUGAGGUACGCUCAACAGGACAAAUACAACAUGAGCUGGUUCGGCUCCGGACUGCAGACUGUUUACCAUUAUUUACUAACAUGUAAGUAUUCACAAUGCUAUAUAUAAAUCCUCCUUAACCAUCCAUAAGGAAGGCCUGAGCCCCUGCAGUGGGGACGUAAAAGGGCUGGUGAUGGUGAUGUGAUAUAUAAAUCAUCUAAUUUAGAAAGUUGAUAAUUUUGCGACUUGUAUUAAAAGGCAUAAUUAAUGUCCUGGUCCUGGGCCGACCCUGGCUUGGGGCCGCCAAUAAUAGUAUAAAAUAUUGUGUGCCAUAAGACUAAUAAUGAUCUACAAAUCCGUCUCUAGAUAUAAAUAUUCCAAUGGAAUAUUUUAUUUUUAUAUGUCGGUCGAGGUUUUACUAA
Messenger RNA from Diatraea saccharalis (sugarcane borer), 849 nucleotides. The record is from the annotation of a GenBank genome assembly. Lineage: Eukaryota; Metazoa; Arthropoda; Insecta; Lepidoptera; Crambidae.